AUCUCCGUCCCCAUCGAAAAGCCCCACCCCUUCUCCGUCGUCAAGCCCUGAGCCCUCCCCUAGUUCGAGCCCCUCGCCUAGUUCGAGCCCCUCGCCAUCCGUAAGCCCCUCCCCCUCCCCGUCCGCUGUUCCCGCGCCGCUCCCAUCCCUCGCUCCCGCCAUUCCGUGCGACCCGUUGACGAAGGCCUUUUGCAAUGGGCAGAAUGGGGGGGCGAGCUACAGAAUAGCGACAGUCGGCUCAAUUACCCCCACCUUAGAGGCCUCUUUCCCAAACGCUUCACUGACGACCCCCAUAACAAUCGACGUUGUCGCCUUCGGCAAAGCCUCGCUCCCAGCUCCAGCCCGGACGUCCGUCUCCAUUGAUGCGUACGUCAACGGCUUUGCGCUCAGCCUGACGCAAGCGUCGCCGGAUUCCGGCACCGUCUUCUACGAGCCGCAUGAGGGGACCGUCACCUUUUCGGUGACCGGACCGGCGCUAGACGGUUUCGUGUACAUGAUCGAGGGCUUCCAAGCGAUGGGCUGCUCUCCUGCUGACGCGUGGCAGGCCGCCGUCAACGGCACGCUCGGCGCGUGCUCCUGGGCGCACACCGCGGCCGGCCUGUACGCGCAAUACGACCCGGUGACCCUCACGGCGGCCACCGGGGGGAUCCCCCCCGCGCAGUGGAACGGCAUCUACGUUUUGCAGCUGCACAGCGUCGCGGAAGUCGAGGUCCCCUCUAGUUCGCAGCAAGUGGACCCUCACACGACCGGGGAGAUCCAGGGAGCUGCCGGCAGCGUCCAGUUUGGCGGCGAGUUUGCCUACUCGGCGACGGUUGACGGGGACGAAAGCAUCAGCGCCUUCGCCGCCUACUUCCCGGGGGAGAUGACCCCAGUUGGCGGCGACGGCGGCGCGCGCCGGCGCGCGCGCGCGCUGCUCGCGGCCGGCGGUACGGUGACGGUGAAGGUCGCGUCCGGGCUGCUGUUCCUGAAGCGCGGCAACACCACGUACGCGCCCGCGAAGGGCGCGCUCGAGUUCCGGGGCGUUGGGAACCGGUGGGUAACGUCAUUCUCCGUGUCCGUGCACCAGUACACGAACUGCACCCCGGGCCAGUUCAACAAGGUGGCCAGCUUCGCGAACUGCACGUGGGCGGUGGUGCCAAAUGACAUCAGCAUGACUUACAACGCGACCGCGCAAAAGAUGGCGCUGGGCAAUCUGGGGAGCACCACGUGGAACAGCGUCUACGUGCUGUCGGCCGAGUUGGCCAUCCCGUCGCCUCCCCCCUCCUUAGCCCCGCCGCCGCCGCCCCCCGCUGAGGUGAAAACAGGGGGCUUGGGCAACAAUAUUGUACUUAUUGUUGUUGUGUGCAUAGCGGGUGCCUUUAUUGUGGUGGGUCUGCCGCUUAUGGUCGUUGGCGGGAGGAGGAGGAACCGGGAGAGGUCGCACAUAGAUUCACACCGACAGUAA
Molecule: messenger RNA, 1444 nt
Organism: Klebsormidium nitens
Lineage: Eukaryota; Viridiplantae; Streptophyta; Klebsormidiophyceae; Klebsormidiales; Klebsormidiaceae
Source: the annotation of a GenBank genome assembly